Messenger RNA from Diversispora eburnea, 492 nucleotides. The record is from the annotation of a GenBank genome assembly. NCBI's taxonomy places the organism in Eukaryota, Fungi, Glomeromycota, Glomeromycetes, Diversisporales, Diversisporaceae.
AUGACAAUUGAUGAACGUCAAAUUCUAACUGAUUAUGAACGUGGUCGAGUUAUGGAAGGAUGGAUUCCAAGACGAUUAGGUGGUGGAUUUGGAGGUAGAAAAGAAUCAGGUCAACUUCGGUUCGGUGCACGAGAUCGUCCAUUUAAACGACCUCUACAUGUGACAGGGAAUCAAGCUAUGCCAGAUAUUAUGUCUGAACAACGAUUUGAUGAUUGUUGGCGUCGGCGAACGACGUCAACUAAUAAAUCAGAUGAUGAUAAUAAAUAUUUCUAUUAUUCCGAUACUAAUUCUACCAAAAAUAAUAAUAAUAAUCGAUCUAAUUUUCAAAGUCAAGAUCGAUAUCGAGAUAGAAGUCAAGAUCGAUAUCGGGAUAGAAGUCAGGACCGAUAUCAAGAUCGGUAUCAAUAUAGUAGUAGAGAUAAAAAUAGAGAGAAACGUAAUAAGGGCCGUAGUUAUAAUUCUGGUCAAUCUGUGACAUCUGCUGUCAGUUGA